AUGAUUCGCUUCUUAACACAGUUCGUCAAGAAACUGGUCACCACAGCAACAAGAAAACUCAAUUCUGAAGCAGAAAACUCAAAUUCUGAAGUAGAAAACUCCAAUUCCGAAGCAGAAAACUCAAAUUCUGAAGCAGAAAACUCAAAUUCUGAAGCAGAAAACUCAAAUUCUGAAGUAGAAAACUUAAAUUCUGAAGUAGAAAACUCAAAUUCUGAAGUAGAAAACUUAAAUUCUGAAGUAGAAAACUCAAAUUCUGAAGCAGAAAACUUAAAUUCUGAAGUAGAAAACUCAAAUUCUGAAGUAGAAAACUUAAAUUCUGAAGUAGAAAACUCAAAUUCUGAAGUAGAAAACUUAAAUUCUGAAGUAGAAAACUCAAAUUCUGAAGUAGAAAACUUAAAUUCUGAAGUAGAAAACUCAAAUUCUGAAGUAGAAAACUCAAAUUCUGAAGUAGAAAACUCAAAUUCUGAAGCAGAAAACUCAAAUUCUGAAGCAGAAAACUCAAAUUCUGAAGUAGAAAACUUAAAUUCUGAAGUAGAAAACUCAAAUUCUGAAGCAGAAAACUCAAAUUCUGAAGCAGAAAACUCAAAUUCUGAAGCAGAAAACUCAAAUUCUGAAGCAGAAAACUCAAAUUCUCAAGCAGAAAACUCCAAUUCCGAAGCAGAAAACUCAAAUUCCGAAGCAGAAAACUCCAAUUCCGAAGCAGAAAACUCAAAUUCCGAAGCAAAAAACUAA
Procambarus clarkii (red swamp crayfish) is the source of this 732-nucleotide messenger RNA. Lineage: Eukaryota; Metazoa; Arthropoda; Malacostraca; Decapoda; Cambaridae. The record is from RefSeq and is a predicted model, not a curated record.